UGUGUGUGUAUUAUCUCUGGAUUUCUACUUUCCUCCGUUGACAGAAACACAGAGGCGCUGUAUCUAGUAAGGGGGUCUAGGGCACAAGUUAUAUUAACAGAGAGCUCAAGGUGUUACUUCAUGUUGCGGGCUGUUUUUACUCAAGGCGGAAUCCUGUUCAGAGAGAGAGAGAGGACAGGACGAGAGAGAGAGAUUCUGCUAUGAGCUAUGAACGGAUUGAAAUAAUAAGUUCAUUGUGAUUUUCGGGGGUGAUAAACAUUUUGACAUUCUGCAGCGAGCCGGAGAAAGUAAAAAUCACGGACGGAAGGAGGGAGCAUUGCAGAACCUGGUUUCACACGCACGGAUUGACCAGCCGUUCGGGCUCGUCUAUAUAACGGAUUUAUUUCACUUUAGCGAGGAUUUAUUACCGACGACUUGCGAUGUGGAGAGUACGAGUGGUGUGUUGCACUUUAUCGGUGUUGUCCCUGUCAUGUGGAGGAGAUGUCAAAGCGAAAACGUGCAGUGAUGUUAGACAAGCUUUCGCCGCCAAAGGCUUCACUCUUGUCAAUGUACCUCAUCAGGAAAUGUCAGGUGAACACCUGCGUGUGUGUUCUCAGGGCUACACCUGUUGUACGUCCGACAUGGAGGAGAAACUGGGGCAGCAGAGCAAGCUGGAGUUUGAGAACCUGGUGGAGGACACCAGUCAAACACUCAGGACAACCUUGGUGUCCAGACAUCAACAGUUUGACGAGUUCUUCCUGGAGCUCCUAGACAACAGCGAGAAAUCCCUGAAUACCAUGUUCACUCGGACCUACGGGAAGCUGUACAUGCAGAACAGUGAGCUGUUCCAGGACCUGUUCACUGAGCUGAAACGCUACUACACCGGAGGGAACGUCAACCUGGACGAGACGCUGAACGACUUCUGGUCCCGUCUGCUAGAGAGGAUGUUUCAGCUGCUGAACUCUCAGUACCACUUCACCGACGACUACUUGGAGUGCGUCAGUAAAUACACCGACCAGCUGAAGCCUUUCGGUGACGUGCCCAGGAAACUAAAAGCCCAGGUCACGAGGUCCUUCAUCGCUGCAAGGACCUUCGUCCAGGGCCUCAUGGUGGGCAGGGAGGUGGCGAACAGGGUGGCUAAGGUGAAUGUGGCCCCCGUCUGCAUUAGAGCCCUGACUAAGAUGCUCUACUGUCCGUACUGCAGGGGCCUCCCUGGGCUGAAGCCCUGUCAGAACUACUGCCAUAACGUGAUGAGAGGCUGUCUGGCUAACCAGGCUGACCUGGACCCUGAGUGGAACCUCUUCAUAGAUGCCAUGUUGCUGGUAGCUGCCCGGUUGGAGGGGCCCUUCAACAUCGAAGCCGUCAUUGAACCGAUAGAUGUCAAGAUUUCUGAAGCCAUCAUGACCAUGCAAGACAACAGCAUGACCGUUUCAGCUAAGGUGUUCCAGGGGUGUGGUCAGCCCAAGCCGUCUGGGAUGGCCGGCAGCAGAUCAACCAGGGGAAUCUCUGAUGUCUUCAACGCCCGCUUCAGACCCUACAGCCCAGAGGAGAGGCCCACUACGGCCGCUGGCACCAGCCUGGACAGACUGAGGAUAGUGUGGAGGACAAUGCAACACGGCGUUCUAGACAUUAAGAAGAAGCUGAAACAGUCCAAAAGGUUCUGGUCCAACCUGCCGGAUGAGAUCUGUACUAAAGACAAGUUGACCGAGCCAGAUGAAGAGCAGUGCUGGAAUAGUCACGCUAAGGCCAGGUAUUUUCCUGAGGUGGUGAAAGACGGCCUCACCAACCAGCUGAACAACCCUGAGGUCGCGGUGGACAUCACUAGACCGGACACUCUGAUUCGCCAACAGAUCAUGACGCUCAGGGUGAUGACGAACAAGCUGAAAAACGCCUACAACGGAAACGACAUUUUCUUUCAGGACUCCAGCGACGAGGGCAGCGGUAGCGGUAGUGGCUGUCCAGAGCGAUGUACCACAGAGUUUGUGUUUGUGGGUUCGGAGUCCCCCGUGGUCGGAGCGGACAGGAGCGACGAGCGAGUUUCGACUGCAUCAGGCAGCGCCUCGCAUCCGUCCAGAACUUCUCUACCGCUGCUACUGACCUUCUCUCUCACGGCGCUGUCCUGGUCCAGGAGAUAAUAAUACCAGCCGGGCUGAGAGGACCACCCCGCCGCUACGACCUCUGGCACCAAUCAGACAGCCAGCCAGCCGGUCGGGGUACUGACUGUUAGAGUUCUCUAACCAGAACCGGACUCGUACUACCCUUUCGGACCCUUUCGG
This is a messenger RNA of Salmo salar (Atlantic salmon), 2255 nucleotides long. The record is from RefSeq and is a predicted model, not a curated record. NCBI's taxonomy places the organism in Eukaryota, Metazoa, Chordata, Actinopteri, Salmoniformes, Salmonidae.